AUGGCUACACUCGCCGCCAACGAUCAGGAAAAUGCUGUGCGCCAUCUGCAGGCGGGCGGUGCCGGCAAGUCGCUCAAUGCUGGACUGAAGGGAUUCAAUGCGAAAACACCAGGAAACAAGGCGCCUAAGACGCCAUUCAAGGUGCCGCUCAACGACGAGAAUGCCGUGAACAAGGCAGGGAAAUCUGUCUUGAAAACCAACAGCAAAGGGAACGAGAAUUUGCUCUUCACGAGCCAGAAGGGCGCGAAGCUGGAUGCAAAUGCCUUUGUUACCCCAGCUGGCCCACGAACGCGCGCGCCGCUGGGUAUGAAGACGACCAAUGCCAAGUCCAGAGCUUUCCAGACGCCAGCACCGCUAUCUUCAGCAGGCAAGACACAGAAAGUCAGUCCUCGUCUACGUCGGCCCAAAGUCAAGGUGCACCAGCCAGCAGCCGAGCACGAGUCAGAAGAUGAUGUGCCGGAAAUUGAGUACAUGCCUCCCAAGGAAAUUCCCCUCGAGGAUGACAUGGACGACUACCUCCCCAAGGACUGGACCAUCCCCAAGAUUGACGACAUGGCCAUGCGUCGCGGUAUUUGGGAGGCCUGUCACAAUCCCAUCGAAGAUGAUGGUCGGACACGCAAACAGCGAGAGUUUGAGGAAGAAUUCCAGCGGUCGCGCAAGCAGCGCGAUGAAGAGUUCGACAAGGUCUUUGAAGCUCAAAUGGCUGAAGAAGACGCCGAAGUAAGGCGGUAUCUGGGCAUCGAGGAACCCAAGGAGGCCCUAAAGCCGGUCCCCAACGCUGCACCCAAGAGAAUGAAGAGCGGUCUCUCCACCAUCAGGGCUCGAUCAGCAGCAGCAGCACUCUCAUCGGUAUCCAAGCCCUCCCGAGCUGCACCUGUGGUUUCUGCAAAGUCUCGAGUUCCCACCGGCCUGAUCGCAAGCAAAAAAACCACCAAGCCCCUCGCAGAGUGCAAUACAGCCCGUCAAGCCAUAGCAGUCACGGCCUCUAAGAGCACAAUCGGCUACGCGCAGGGUCGCAUGGGCCGCACUCCCUCAGCCACUCGCAUGCCCCUAUCCAACGUGACCAAGCCCCCACCUUUCUCCGUCGCAGCUCGACGACCAGCGACAGCAUCAUCGAUCCAUCAACGUAGCACAAGUGCCGGAACGGUUCCUCCUCGUUUCCGCGGCCCCAUGUCUCACUGUAGCUCAACGUCGACCAACGCUACUCUAGUCACGUCUACGUCUCAGGAGCAAGCCUAUCGGACCGCAGCAGACAUUGAGCGUGAUCUCGAGUUAAUGAUCCUCUCGCGUUCAGAUGAUGAAGAGGACGAGGCCUGGGGUAGGAGCUUUGGCGAUCAGUUGCUAGGUCAUGAUGUUCUGGACGAGGAUCUCGAGGAUUUUGAGUUCCAACUUCCCGAGGGCUUCUAA
Molecule: messenger RNA, 1407 nt
Organism: Plenodomus lingam JN3
Lineage: Eukaryota; Fungi; Ascomycota; Dothideomycetes; Pleosporales; Leptosphaeriaceae
Source: RefSeq, a predicted model, not a curated record